GGGGACCACCGUCUCUAAAGUGAAUCAAGACACCAGUUCUGAGAGUGUCCAGAAGCCCAGAGCAGAGUCACCUACAACCAGCCUGCUAUCAAUGAAGUGUGAUCGGCCACCUGCUUUCAGCCAGGAACCAUUACCAGAUGACAAUAAGGAAGUGGAGAGUUUGGACAGUGAGGAUGUAUUAAAGAUCACACACAACCUUUUGGACAGAAGAAGUCAAACUCUGCUGACAGUCCAACAAGACAUUAAGGCUAAACUGAAACACAAGUAUCAACACAUAUCUGAAGGAAUUGGACACCAUGGAAACCAGAGUCUGUUCAAGGACAUCUACACAGAGCUCUACAUCACAGAGGGUGGAAGUGGAGGGCUCAAUAAUGAACAUGAGGUUAGACAGAUAGAGAUGGCAUCCAAGAAACGAACCACACAAGAGACACCAAUCAAAUGCAACGACAUCUUCAAGCCUUUACCUGGACAAGACAAACCUAUCAGAACUGUGCUGACAAAAGGAAUCGCAGGCAUUGGAAAAACAGUCUCUGUGCAGAAGGUCAUCCUUGACUGGGCAGAGGGAAAAGCAAAUCAGGAUGUUCAUUUCAUGUUUCCUCUUCCUUUCCGUGAUCUGAACCUGAAAAAGGACCAAUACAGUCUGAUGCAACUUCUUUCCCACUACUUCUCAGAGCUGAAAGAGAUUGACAGCAUUGAAGAUGGUGAAACCAAAACUGUUUUCAUUUUUGAUGGUCUGGAUGAGUGUCGACUUCCUCUAGACUUCAAAAACAAUGAGAAGUGCUGUGAUGUCACGAAGCCAACCUCAGUGGACGUGCUGCUGAUAAACCUCAUCAAGAGGAAUCUGCUUCCCUCUGCUCUCCUCUGGGUAACCUCAAGGCCUGCAGCAGCCAAUCAGAUCCCUCCUGAGUGUGUUGACCAGGUGACAGAGGUACGAGGGUUCAAUGAUCCACAGAAGGAGGAGUAUUUCAGGAAGAAAAUCACAGAUCAGAAUCUGGCCAAUGAAAUCAUCAAACACAUGAAGACAUCAAGGAUCCUCCACAUCAUGUGCCACAUGCCAGUCUUCUGUUGGAUAUCAGCCACGGUCCUUGAGAUGAUACUGAAAGAGGCAUGGAAGGAUGAUGUCCCCAAAACUCUGACCCAGAUGUACUCACACUUCAUACUCAUCCAAAUCAUCGUGAAGAACAGGAAGUACAACAAAGCCACAGAGACAAACCCAAAGGAACUGUCACAGUCAGACAAAGAGAUGAUCCUGAAACUGGCAAAGCUGGCUUUCCAACAGCUGCAGAAGGGCAACCUGAUCUUCUAUGAGGAGGACCUGAGAGAGUGUGGCCUUGAUGUCACAGAGGCAUCAGAGUACUCAGCAUUGUGUACAGAGAUCUUUAAAGAAGAAUCUGGGCUGUACCAAGACAAGGUCUACAGCUUUGUGCAUCUGAGCAUUCAGGAGUUUCUAGCAGCAGUGCAUGCUUUAGAAUCAUGUCUGGACAAGAAGGAAAAUGUUUUCUCCUCCACUAGUGACGAUGAGGAGAAGGAGUCAAUCAUAAAAGCAGUCACUAGUGAUGAUGAAGAAAAGGAGUCAAUCAUAAAAGCAGUCACUAGUUAUGAUGAAGAGAGGGAGUCAAUCAUGAAUGCAGUCACUAGUUAUGAUGAAGAGAGGGAGUCAAUCAGAAAAACAGUCACUAGUUAUGAUGAAGAGAGGGAGUCAAUCAGAAAAACAGUCACUAGUGAUGAUGAAGAGAAGUCAAUCAGAAAAUCAGUCACAAGUUAUGAUCAUGAUGAUUACUGUGAUUAUGGUGAUGAUGAUUACAAUCAUGAUGAAGAUGAGAAGGAUGAUGAAGAGGAGUCAAUCCAGUUGUCUGACUUACACAGGAGAGCAGUGGACCAGGCCUUGAAGAGUGAGAAUGGACACCUGGACCUGUUCCUCCGCUUCCUUCUGGGUCUCUCACUGGAGUCCAAUCAGAAUCUGUUACGAGGCCUUCUGACACAGACAGGAAGUACAACACAGACCAAUGAGGAAACAGUUGAGAGAACAGUCAGGUACCUUUCAGACAAGAUAAAGGAAUCCUCACCAGAAAGGAUCAUCAACUUGUUCCACUGUCUGAAUGAACUUGGUGCCAACUCUCUAGUUGAAGACAUGCAGACCUCCCUGCGAUCAGGAACUCUUUCAGAAACAAGACUAAAACCUGACCAAUGUUCAGCCCUGGCCUACCUGUUACUGAUGUCAGAGGAGGUGCUGGAGGAGUUUGACCUGAAGACAUACAACACAUCAGAGAAAGGUUAUCAGAGGUUGCUGCCGGUAGUGAGAACCUGUAAGAGAGCACUACUGGAUCGCUGUAAACUCACAUAUAAAUCCUGUGAGACUCUGGCCUCAGCUCUGCAGACACCAAACUCCCCCCUGAGAGAACUGGACCUCAGCUACAAUGACCUGGAAGACAGAGGAGUGGAGCUGCUCUGUGUUGGACUAACCAGUCCACUCUGCAACAUACAGACACUAGUACUAGCUGGCUGUAAACUCACAUAUGAAUCCUGUGAGACUCUGGCCUCAGCUCUGCAGACACCAAAUUCCCCCCUGAGAGAACUGGACCUCAGCAACAAUGACCUGGAAGACAGAGGAGUGGAGCUGCUCUGUGUUGGACUAACCAGUCCACUCUGCAACAUGGAGAGACUAGUACUGGAUCACUGUGACCUCACAUAUGAAUCCUGUGAGACUCUGGCCUCAGCUCUGCAGACACUAAACUCCCUGAGAGAACUGGACCUCAGCCACAACAAUGACCUGGGAGACAGAGGAGUGGAGCUGCUCUGUGAUGGACUAACCAGUCCACUCUGCAACAUACAGACACUAGUUUUAGGUCACUGUGGUCUGACAGAGGGUUGCUGUUCAGCUCUGGCCUCAGUCCUGAGUUCACCCAACUCACAACUGAAACAACUGGAGCUGAGAGACAAUGACCUUCAGGACUCAGGAGUUACACGGCUGUCUGCUGGACUGAAGGAUCCAGACUGUAAACUACACACACUGGGACUCUGUACCCGCCUGCCUGACCACGAGCCUGUCUGCCA
This is a messenger RNA of Oncorhynchus tshawytscha (Chinook salmon), 3054 nucleotides long. Its product is annotated as NACHT, LRR and PYD domains-containing protein 3. The record is from RefSeq and is a predicted model, not a curated record. Lineage: Eukaryota; Metazoa; Chordata; Actinopteri; Salmoniformes; Salmonidae. Gene Ontology annotation, molecular function: protein binding.